AUGAACGAUGACGAUGGAUCCCUAGAAAGCGUGCCAAGCAACAAAUCAGUGGAAGAGAAUACAAUUGAAUUUCAGAAUACCAAACCACGAUCUUCAUUACAUGAGUCGCUGAAGACCUUUGCCGGAGUAGCCGGCAAUGUCCUCGAAUGGUACGACUUUGCAAUAUUUGGAUUCUUUAGUGACGUUUUAGGAGUGGUCUUCUUUCCCAAGGAUCAGUCGGAAGACCUGAGUGUUAUGGAAUCCUUUGCCGUGUUUGGAGGAGCCUUUCUUAUGCGCCCGCUGGGCGGUGUCAUUAUUGGAUACAUUGGAGACACCAGAGGUAGAAAACACGCAUUGGAAAUCUCCUUGUUUCUCAUGGCGUUUGCAACAACAUUGAUGGGCUGUCUCCCGACUUAUGAUCAAAUUGGAAAUGGUGCUAUAUUAUUCCUACUAUUGGUACGAAUGCUACAGGGUCUAAGUGUGGGCGGUCAACUUAUGAGCUCUUUAGUUUUUACAGUGGAAGGCCGUCCACAAAGUCGAUGGGGUCUCUAUGGAAGUUGUGUCAUGGCUGCUGGUAAUUUUGGUACAUUUUUGGGUGGAGUAGUGGCAGCCGGGUUGAGAUCAAAUUUGACCUUUGAGCAAUUGACGCGGUGGGGGUGGAGAAUUCCCUUCUUGUCUGGAUUUCUGAUAUCCUUGUGUGGUCUCUACCUCAAGUACUUUUGUGCCGAAGAUGAAUUGUUGCCAGGACAUGCGCGCACCGAGCCCAAUGAUGGUGACAACCAAGUCAACACCUUAUCGAAUCCACAAGAUGAUGACCUUGGUGAUCCAAAUGACGGGAUCAUAAUCGUACCUUCCAGUUCCAAUUCCAGCGACACGCAAUCUAUCAAUCCACUCCGCGAAGCUUUUUCGACCAAGAAUCGCCGCAACCUGAUUGCCAGUGCCUUUGUCCCCAUGCUCUGGAGUGGCGGAUUUUAUCUUUCCUUUGUCUGGAUGGCCAUUUUUAUGCGUGACCUCAUGGACCCGCCAGUAGAAUCAGCCUUCCAAAUCAACUCGUGGUCAUUACUCUUGAUAGGUCUUUGGUUUCCGCUUGCCGGCUUCUUGUCGGAUCUAUGGGGUCGGAAAAAGGUCAUGACAGUGGGUGGAAUUGUCUUUGCAGUCUUUGGGCCUGUCAUGAUUCUGAUAAUUGGACAAAGGGGCAGUCAAAGUGCUCUCAUUACCUUUGCGUCGCAGACGGUACUGAGCAUAUCCCUUUCGCUUUGGGGUGCCCCCAUGUGUGCCUGGUUGGUGGAGAGUUUUGAUCCGCAAGCAAGAUUGACCUCAGUAAGCAUUGGGUACAAUCUAUCCCAAGCUAUUGCGGGCGGAAUGUCUCCCUUUGUGGCUACUUUAUUGGUUGACGAAGCGGGUUUGGCAGCUCCCGGUAUAUUGCUCUUUGUGCUUGCGGCGUUUUCCAUGGUUGGCUUGUGGAUUAUUGCACCAUCAUCGUUACAAGGAGGUCACCAUGCAUCGGUACCCAUGACGGAGUCACUGAACGACGAUAAUGAUGGUGGCAUUCUUCAGCAGCCAGGAAAACUAGAAUUGAAAGAGAUUUGCUAA
This is a messenger RNA of Cylindrotheca closterium, 1572 nucleotides long. The record is from the annotation of a GenBank genome assembly. Lineage: Eukaryota; Bacillariophyta; Bacillariophyceae; Bacillariales; Bacillariaceae.